GUCGUCCCUCCAUCACUCUUCUUUCUCCCCGCUUUAAUGUCCUUCUCGCGAUCUUGGGAGCAGUGUUUCUGCUCCUACUCUUCCCUCGUUUAUCAUAUCUCGACGUACUUGUUUGUUGAACUCUACUCUCUCUCUGUUCCAUUUCCGGGAACCGCUGUGCGACUUCUCUUGGAUCACAUUCCACAAGCUCGUGGUACCCAGUUAGAACCCUCGUUUGACUCGGCACACCUUGUUCAACAUUGACCUGGAGUCGAGAUUCGACUCGAAGCGACCCAAGCGAACUGCCCCCGACCGAUCCGCACUGUCAUAACCCCCGGCCCAUCGAAAACGAGGGGUGCGCCUGAUCCUCGCGCAACUAUUUCUAUCACUCAUUGGCGGUCUUGCCUCUCAGAAUAGGUGUCAUGGGAGCCAAUUUGCCGCCGCCGCAUCGCUGCUUCAACAUGAGGAACCCAUUCGCGAGAAUCGUCUUGCUCGCAGUCGCAGCCGUCUUCAUUGUGUUCUUGAUGAUUCGAUCGGACGCUAUUGACGUGCGGGCGGCCAUCCUGAGGACCGCCAAGGGAGCAAAGGAGGCAGGCUCCUCACAGCAUCCGUUGCAUGGACAGAGCAGCGAUGUAACCGGUACCAAGGAAACCACAGACUCCGCCGGUGCCUCCUAUACAAAUUCGUCGCGGCCUUUCAUCAUGUCCUGUGACUACGACAUGAGUCGUUUGCAGGAGCUUCAGGAAAAGUACAGCCUGCAGACCAAAUUCGAGUACACCAAACGAUACGUCAGGAUCUCUCGACAGGACAUAGAGCGCAAAUCAGUCACGAAACUCGACCAGGACUUCAUGCCAGAUUCGGUGAAGGUCAUUGACCUGAAGAAACAGUACAAGAUGGAGACAUGUCCGGAGCCAUUGGCGGUCCCGGUCACCCGGUCUCCCUUCCCCUCCAAUGCCAAUGCUUCCGACUUCAUCUUUGGUGUAUCGACAACUUACAAUCGCUUCACCGACCCGGCGACAAGCUCAAUCAAUGAGUGGACGUACUGGUUGACCGACGGGAGAGGCCACUCGAAUGGUGGGAAGCUGAUUUUGAUGCUGCUGGGGGCCGCCGAGCGGGAGUUGGAGGAUGCCUACAGCAGGCUCUCGGCGGUCGGUAUCAACGUGGAUGUCUACCAGUCCGACCCGUCCAUGGAGAUGGCGGUGCGCUACCUCACCUUGGUUCCCAAACUGUACAACCACCCGGACCGCAAGGCCCGAAAGUGGAUUGUUACCUGCGACGACGACACCUUCUUCCCCUCCUUCAACGCCCUGGUCGAGAGGUUUGAGGAGUUCGACCAUGAACAGCCCAUGUACAUCGGCACCCUGUCUGAGGAUGUCAACAACAUAGAGCGCCACGGUUCCCAGGCCUUUGGAGGAGCCGGCGUCUUCCUCAGCACACCACUGGCCAAAAUGAUUGCGGAUAAGUACGAGAGUUGCAAAGUUGACGAGAAGAUAAAGGAGUCCAACACGGGCUGGGGACCGCAGGGUGACAUCCUGCUGCGCAAGUGCAUCUAUGACAAUUCCGAAGUCAAGCUCACCGUCCUACCAGACCUGUGGCAGUUGGAUCUCUAUGGCGACCCGUCUGGAUUUUAUGAGUCGGGUAUCAAGCCCCUGUCGCUGCACCACUACCGGGGCGGCGGCUGGCACAUUGCAUUCCCGUGGCAGACCACCAAGGUGGCUCACCUCUGCGGGGAGGAUUGCAGCCUACAGCGCUUCCGAACCAGGGACGAUUUUGUCAUCUCCAACGGUUUCUCGAUCGCCUACUAUCCUAAGGGGAUUGAUUUCGACAUGAACCAAUUUGAGAGGACAUUUAAUCCGGCCCCACGGGACAAGGGUUGGAAUCUCGACCUAAGAUUCGGCCCUCAGCGGAAAUCGCUCCACAAAACGGGGCGCAAGAUAUCAUGGGACCUCCAAGAAAGCACCGUCAACGACGACGGGGGCGUCAGCCAGAUCUAUGUUCGCAAAAGCGACGACUGGCGCUGGAAGACCAAAAGCGACGAGCCCAUGAGCGACUUGGACGGCAUCAUCGAACUUGUCUGGAUCUCAUGAGGCUUUUCUCUCCUGUAUUUUCAUCCCUUCUGGAUCUCCUCAUCAUCCAUUCGGCGCAUUUUCCUCGUAACCGAGUCUUCUGCUUGUUAUUUUGACCGGGCUUCCUGAUUCAU
This is a messenger RNA of Phialemonium atrogriseum, 2179 nucleotides long. Its product is annotated as glycosyltransferase family 31 protein. The record is from RefSeq and is a predicted model, not a curated record. The transcript has a single exon. Gene Ontology annotation, molecular function: acetylglucosaminyltransferase activity. Lineage: Eukaryota; Fungi; Ascomycota; Sordariomycetes; Cephalothecales; Cephalothecaceae. The coding region runs from base 402 to 2066 and encodes 554 amino acids. Gene Ontology annotation, cellular component: membrane.